GCGUGACCAGCAAACGCGGAAGUGAAGGGCCGCUGUAAACAUUCAUGUCGUGUAUUUAUUUUCUCUCGCAUUAGACAUCUGGGCUGCGUUUCACUGCAGUCUGUGCCGACUUGACGGCCUCUCCUCAACAUUUCGAAGGAGCAAAAUGUGGCGUUCACGGUUGCUAUUCAAGUGUCUCCUCAUCUGCGUCACAGCGUGGAGCGGCCGGAUCAGCAACUCUGGAGCUUUUGCCAAAACGUCCCGGAGACCAAACAUCGUUGUGAUCCUCACCGACGACUUGGACGUCGCCAUGGGGGGCAUGACGCCACUGAACAAGACCAAAAAACUAAUCGGCGACGCCGGGAUCUCGUUCACAAACGCAUUUGUCGCCAGCCCGCUCUGCUGCCCCAGCCGAGCCAGCAUCCUGACGGGCAAAUACCCGCACAACCACCGCGUGACCAACAACACGCUAGAGGGCAACUGCAGCAGCACGGCCUGGCAGAAGAGCCAGGAGGCUCACACCUUUCCCGCUCUGCUCAAUAAGCUCGCCGGGUACCAGACCUUCUUCGCCGGAAAGUACCUCAACCAGUACGGCCACGCGGAGGCCGGCGGAGUGGAGCACGUUCCUCUCGGCUGGAGCUACUGGGUCGGACUGGAGAAGAAUUCCAAGUACUACAACUACACGCUGUCAGUUAAUGGCAAGGCUCAGAAACACGGAGCGGACUACAGCAAAGAUUACCUGACAGACGUGCUGGCCAACAUGUCUGUGAACUUCCUGGAGUACAAAUCCAGUUACGAGCCCUUCUUCCUGAUGGUGUCCACGCCGGCCCCCCACUCACCGUGGACGGCGGCCCCUCAGUACCAGCACCGCUUCGACGACACCGGGGCGCCCAGAGAUCCCAACUUCGACGUCCACGGCAAGGACAAGCACUGGCUGAUCCGGCAGGCCAAGACUCCCAUGACCAACUCGUCCGUACGCUUCCUGGACGACGCCUUCAAGAAGCGAUGGCAGACUUUGCUGUCUGUGGACGACCUGGUGGAGAAGAUCGUGAGCAGCUUGGAGGCCAGAGGAGAACUGGACAACACGUACAUCUUCUUCACCUCAGAUAAUGGAUACCACACAGGUCAAUUUUCUCUUCCGCUGGACAAGCGGCAGCUGUAUGAGUUCGACAUCCGCGUUCCUCUCCUGGUGCGAGGACCCAACAUCAAAGCUGGGCAGACCAGCCAGUUUCUGGUGGCCAACGUGGACCUCGGCCCCACCAUGCUGGACAUGGCGGGAAUCAACGUGAACGAGACGCAGAUGGACGGCACGUCCUUCCUGCCCGUUCUGGAGGGGAAAGCGAACGCCAGCUCCUGGAGGAGCGACAUCCUGGUGGAGUACGAAGGAGAAGGACGCAACAUUUCCGACCCCGCCUGCCCCCUGCUGGGCCCCGGCGUGUCGGAGUGCUUCCCAGAUUGUGUGUGCGAGGACUCGUACAACAACACGUACGCCUGCGUGCGCACCGUGGCGCCCGCGGCCGACUUGCAGUACUGCGAGUUUGACGACAACGAGGUGUUCGUGGAGGUCUACAACCUGACCGCGGACCCCUUCCAGCUCACCAACAUCGCCAAGACCAUCGAGCAGGAGGUCCUGGAGAAGAUGAACCAUCGGCUCAUGAUGCUGCAGUCCUGCGCGGGGAAGACGUGCCGCACGGCCGGCGUCUACGACACUCGCUUCAAAUUUGAACCGCGCCAGAUGUUCAUCGGCCGCAGCCGGCAGCCACAAAAGAUGAAGUGAACGAGACGAGGAUUCCCGCGCUCGCCGCCUCGUUUCCGGCCUCUUUUUGGGGACCGACGGAUGGAGAAGGCACGGUUGCCACGGCGACACCGGGACUCGCCAGCUAAAAGAGAAAAGCCGAAUUAGCAUCGGUGUGGAUUCUAGUUGUGCUUUCAACGUCUGCUUUACUUGUCGUCAGCGGAGAAAAGAACGACGACACAAAAGUAAUCAACAUUUCAUAUUUACAGGACAGCUCGUGAUGUCCGAUACGACGUUAAACGUACGUUAAACAUGCAUACACGCAUUCCUAAACGCACAUACGUAAGUACAGUAAUUGUGUUGUUCAUGAAUGAAAAGGCAAAUUGUCACUUUUUUUAACUUUGUUUAAAUUGAAAUAGUGAAUGGAGCCGAGAGUGUUUUUUUCACUCGUUUUGCUACUGAUUUGAAAUGUUUCAAGUUUUAUUCAGGGAGAUUGAUGGGAUAUAUUUUAGGUGAGGACUUGGCAAACGUUUGGGGUUCCGGGGCGAAACUUUUCUUAGGACAACCCUCGUCAUCGUAACGCCAAUUAAUCAUCACCCAUAAAUGCCGUAGCAAUUAAAAAGGUGCCCAUUUUCCAGAAGUCGGAAUGUUGCGAGAAUAACAUUGCAUUUUGUAUUUACUUUCUAGAUUCAAAAAAAAUAAUGUUACAAUAAAUUCAUAUUUGGCAGAAAACGAGUUGUAAUGUUAUGAAAAUUACAUAGGUUUUGUAAGUAACAAAAGUGUAUUUUUCGGCCAAAGGUCAUAACAGAUGAAUCACACUUAAAUGAAUAAUGUAAUCUUAGAAGAAUGAAGUCAUACUAUUUCAAAAUGAAAUAAGAUAUUGAAGUCAGUUUAACUAGGGGAGAAAGUCAAAAGGUAUACAUUUAUUCUCCUAAUAUUGCGCCAUUUAUUCUUUAAAACAAAUGACUAAAUUCUCAAAAUAUGCCUUUUAUUGUUAAAAAAAAAAAAAAAAAAAAAAAAAGACUAUCCCUGUAAUAAUAAAAUGUUUGUUUUAAUAGACUAUUUACACACAGAUAUCAAAUUUAUGUGAAGAUACAUCAAAAGAGCUUUUAAUUGUAAUAAUUAUUGGCACCCACAUAAAUUGGCGUCGCCUUUAAUGAAACGCUCCGACCUGAUUUAUUGUGAAUUCUUUUGAGGACGACCAGCCUGCGAAGCGGAAACAAAAAACUGUGAAAACUUCAACAUUGCUGAAACCAGCACUGAUGAGUAAGAAUUAGCUGCAAGACUGAUUUGUUCUUUUCAAGCGGACAAAAAUGUCUUCUGAGUUUUUUUGGUUUUUUUUAUUAUUUGAUUAUUAAAAUGUCUUUCUUUGGAGUGUUAUCUGUUCAGCUGAUGUCCUUUUCCUCGUCGGGGCUUUGACGGCCAACUUUUUGUGCAAGUAAAAUAAAUUUCAUCUAUCACGUCA
This is a messenger RNA of Phyllopteryx taeniolatus (common seadragon), 3179 nucleotides long. It is a transcript of the gene gnsa, whose product is annotated as glucosamine (N-acetyl)-6-sulfatase a. The record is from RefSeq and is a predicted model, not a curated record. Gene Ontology annotation, biological process: glycosaminoglycan metabolic process. The coding region runs from base 146 to 1756 and encodes 536 amino acids. NCBI's taxonomy places the organism in Eukaryota, Metazoa, Chordata, Actinopteri, Syngnathiformes, Syngnathidae. The transcript is spliced from 14 exons. Gene Ontology annotation, molecular function: glycosaminoglycan binding; N-acetylglucosamine-6-sulfatase activity.